AUUUGAAAUCCCUAGCACCUUAAUCAAGACCAUACUGAUUUCCUAAUACCACCAUUCACCAUGAAUAAGACGACCAAGCCAGGGGCCGGAGUUAUUACCGACGAAAUGUCCUACACAGAGCGGCUAUUCCAUUAUUCUUAUACCAUAGAAUCUGAGGAACUACAUUUCUUAGUAUUCCGGGAUUGCAAUAGCUCAAUAUGGUGCAUCUCCAAAACGAAUUGGCAAAGAGGAAGGGUUCCAUGUGGAUAAACAUGACCGCUUCUGAUGACUACACUCGAGAUCUCAGUUCACUCUUGCACCAAUAUGGUAAGAUUUAUUUCAUAAACUAUAAAGGUAACUGGUUAGUUUCUUCAGAUAAUAACACUCAAGCUUUGAAGCCGAUGCAAUUCGAGAUUAUGCCUUUUUUUCUGGUCUUCAAGCCAUUACCGGAUCCCAGGCACAAGAAAAGCGUCAAGAUCUCACACAUGCCUUUCCCGAGAUUGCCGACUUACCAGGUGACCCAUUCAACUCAGCUUCUCGUCGUCUUCCCGAUCAAUCACUAAUGCCAGUCGACCCUUUAAGAAAAUGGCUCAAAGCGCGUCUACCAUCUCGAUUGGCAUACACGAAACGCGAGCAAUUGCUUCGCACAGACGAGUUACUCAAGGGCGAGCCACCAGAACAAGUCUCUACCUUCCUGGAUAAGCUAGCUCUAUUUAUGGUCACCUUCGCGGGUGGAUUGAGUCUAGGGGGCCCUAUGCUGAUGAUGAGAAUUGGCGAGAAUUUGACCAAGAGCCUAGUGACAACGAGUGUGGCUGUGGUAUUGUUUGCUGGAAUUACAAGUUUGAUUCUUCGUGCAAAUAAUACGGACACCGUAGCAGCCACUGCAACAUAUGCAGCAGUACUUGUGGUUUGUUGGGACGAGUGGAAGUUAGAGAGUUGGGUAACUCUUGUACGUGACUUCCCUUUCUAGCACGUGCGACACCUCCAUUAACCGAUGGAUAACUCGUUAAUGACAACCCCGGAUUAUGUAAUCUUGUAAACCUAAAAUUUAAUCAUUUUAUUCAGAAUUUGAAUCAUAAAAUACUAAACCAUCAAUCUAUGAAGAUUCAAUCUUGAAUCCAUACCCAACUAUCCAAUUAUAAAAUAUCAUUUUAUCAUUUUGUAAAAACUAUUCCAUUUAUCAUCAUAAUUAACCGUACCCAAACCAUUCAUCGAGUGCACUGGUGAGCAGAUGGCUAAGCUGCCAACCCGUCUCUCUCUGAUACUGCAACUAGCUCGAAGAAACCAGCACCAUUUGUUCGCCCGUCUACAAAAUUUCCGAAUCGGAAAUGCAGUACAGUACUCUCCUCGUGUUUUCAAGGGACAUUGACAGAAUUCUUAAAAGGAACUUGGCGAUAAAAGGAGAUUCGUACGAUUUCGACAGGUGGAGGACAUUGCGAAGGGUUGUGGCGGCCAAGGAUAGAUAUUUUUUGAAUGAGAAGGCAAAUAUUGCGUACGCUACUCCGGGGAGGGGGAAUUUGGGAUAGGUAGGGGAUGAAGUAGAGAAGAUGUGAGGAGUCCGGGUGAUGCAAAUUUUGUGAUCUUGUAUUAAUCGUUUUGGAAAAUGACUGAUAUAAUAGCGUUUUUUAUUGUUGAGAGAAAUUGUAGAUCUGAGUUUUGCUUGUGUACAAGUCCAUCUUGAACAGAUGAAGGCAUUAGUCACAUCAACCUUCGACAAUAGUAACAUCAACGACUAGUACACCACCGGUACUAUAU
This is a messenger RNA of Sclerotinia trifoliorum, 1734 nucleotides long. NCBI's taxonomy places the organism in Eukaryota, Fungi, Ascomycota, Leotiomycetes, Helotiales, Sclerotiniaceae. The record is from the annotation of a GenBank genome assembly.